AUGUGGACGAACAGCUUAAAAUCGUUUUUCUUGUUUUUCUUAAUAAACGCACACCUGAAUUUGUUCUUCAGACAAGACAACUACUCCCUAGGAGGACACCUUGCUAAAGAGAGAACUGCACACAAUGACCCCGCUUUACUCAAUCGGAUGCUUCAAGAAGAAGCCAAGCCCCAGUGUGACCAGUGGACAGAAUGGUCCAAUUGUUCAAAGUCCUGCGGCAUGGGAGUCAAACUGAGGGUUCGAUCAAGCAGCAAAAAGGAACACUCCCGAGAAUGCUCCAACAUCAAAGAAACUACAGUUUGCUUCAUGGACAAUUGUGCAGAUUUGAAGGAAACAAGAGAGCGAGACGAAAAGGAUCAAAGAGAAAAUGAAAAAAACAUUGUCAGGAGAAAAUACCUACUAAUUUUUGGAAUUUUUUCAGCCAUGAACGUAAUCAUACUACUCGUAUGCGUAAUUAUGUCCAUCAAGAAAAAAGUCAUUUAA
Messenger RNA from Plasmodium fragile, 483 nucleotides. RefSeq lists its product as uncharacterized. The record is from RefSeq and is a predicted model, not a curated record. Bases 1 to 483 code for a protein of 160 amino acids. NCBI's taxonomy places the organism in Eukaryota, Apicomplexa, Aconoidasida, Haemosporida, Plasmodiidae. The transcript has 3 exons. Gene Ontology annotation, biological process: signal transduction.